AUGGAGCAUUAUUCUAGUACAAAUCUGAAAGCUUAUAUUAAAUAUGAAGGUGGAGUUGCAAUUUUGGAUCUGAAUGGCAGAGGACUAUCCAGUGUUCCUGAUGCAGUUACUGAACUGAGUAAAUUGGAGAAACUUAGGCUGGAUAAAAAUAACCUGAUCAAACUACCAACAAGUAUUAACAAGCUGAAAAAUCUUACAAAGCUUGAUUUAAAGCAUAACCAAUUAACCAAACUACCUGCUGAGAUUGGUGACUUGAAGGAGCUGAGGGAGCUGUCUUUGAAACACAAUCAGUUGGUUGGUUUACCUAGCAGCAUACAAAAGCUGAACAAGCUUGAAAAGCUGAACUUGUAUGGUAACAAACUGACAGAACUAUGUUCUGAGAUUGGCCACCUGAAAGAGCUGUGGUGGCUGAGUGUGAGUUACAACCAAUUAGCUGGUGUACCACCCAGUACACAGAAGCUGAAACAUCUUGAAGCACUUUACUUGUGCGGUAAUAAGCUGACAGAACUACCUGCUAACAUUGGUGACCUAACGGAACUGAGGGUGCUGUCUUUGAGUAACAACCAGUUGGUUGGUUUGCCUACCAGUAUAAAGAAGCUAAACAAGCUUGAGAAGCUGGACUUGUUUGGCAACAAACUAACAACACUAUUUGAGAUUGGCGGCCUGAAGGAGCUGAGGGAGCUGAAUGUGAGUAACAAUCAGUUGGUUUGCUUACCUACCAGUAUACAGAAGCUGAACAAACUUGAAGUGCUUUACUUGGAUAAAAACAAGCUAAGGGAACUACCUUCUGAGAUUGGUGACUUGAAGGAGCUGAGGAACCUGAGUGUGAGUAACAACCAGUUGGCAGAUUUACCAACCAGUUUACAGAAGUUGAACAAGCUUCAAAUGCUGUACUUGAGUGGUAACAAACUUGGGCACUUACCUGGAGCAAUAAGAUGCAUUCUGAAGUUAAAAAAGCAAGGAACAUUUGUAAAAACUGACAUUGCAGGUGAGCAGAGGUAUUAUUUUAAUGAUACCAAAAUAUGAAGCUCAAUAGGUCGGGGGGAGGGAGGGUACUCAACAAAUUUUUACACAGGAAGGCUCUGCCCUGAUGGAGGACCAGUCCCUUACCCUUUUUUAUACCAUUUUUUAUGAAAAAGGUACCCUUUCGUAUACCUUCUAUUGACAAAAGGUACCCCUUUCACAUAUCUUGUUUAGAACUUUGCAUCCCUUUUAACUGCUGCUGCAUUGUCGUUUAAAUAGGAAUCAAUCACAGAAAUGGAAUGUUUUCUCGACUUUUUGAAACCAUUUAGCACUUUGAGCCCUUUCACAGACCCAAAUGACAGAUUUCACUCCCCUUUGGUAUACUUCAAUGAGUAAAAUCCCUAACCCUUUCAUAUACCUGAAGCCUGAAAAAGGUACCCCUUUUGGGUGGAGCCUCAGUCCCCAUAUAGGCCAUUAUAGGGAGUAAACCCCACCCCCCACCCCCCUGGCAUUAGGUUUAUGUGCAUUAUUGAACAACUCUGAGCUUUAAUUUGAAUUGUUGUCUUUCAACUUUGUUAAAGGAGAAAAGCAUUGAGACUUAACAAUAAUUAAAACUUCAAUGACAGGUUCAAGGGUAAAAUGUUAAUGGACGCUAGAAUUAUAUGUGUUGUAGUUUAUUUUUUAUCUCAGGUAAUUUUUAUUUUUCUUUUUUUUCAACUUCUUCCACAUAUUAUUACCAUACCCCAAAACAAAAGAAAAACAAUAAUUACCAAAAAUAAAAAAAAUUAACUACAACAUAUACAGUACAACUCCAGUACAUGCGUUCGUACUUAGUUUGCUCAUAUCGUCACGAAUGAACUUCGAGUGAUGAGUCAGGUUUGAGUCAGGCAAAGCAUUACAUUUUUCUUUUGGAAUCACCUGAAGUUCUUGUUUUAAAAUGCUUCUUCCCUUAUGAUUUUUACCUAAUCUGAUAUACAAAUUUUAAGCCAUGACAAUUGAGCUAUCUCCUGAUGAUGCAGAUUGCGGAGAUGUCAACCUCUGUGGAAUUAAAAUGUGGAGUAUGUCUCCUUUAAUUGUAGUACCCCUCAUUAAUCAAUCCCAACUAAUAAGCACAGAAGAGAGCGAAGUUUGUGAUGUCAAUGACAGAUUUUCUAAAAGUAUAGUGUUGAAAAACUGAAUAAUUGUGGAAUUUUUUGUUUGACACCCAAAAUUAGUAUACAGCUGCAGUAUGACAAUACUGUAAUAUCACAUGAAUGGCAAAAUGUUUCUCAAGCCAAAUGACCUCUAAGGCCAGUCACAUACUGUACCGACUGUGCUUUGCAGAGAUUCAAGCAAGCUAAGGGGAUUUUACUGAUUUGAUACAUGUAUCUAACAUGCAUAGUGUGUGACUGCUAACAUAAUGAUUGCAAUGUUUUGGUGGACACAACCUUUAAGACAGUACAUUGCAUUCCUUUAAGUUCCUACAGAAAUAGAGGCACGAGGAGAAAGAGCCCAGUUUGUUUAUCAACGUGCUCUUAGAAAUGGAGCCGUCAAUGUUUAUCGCGCUCGAGUGUUGCUUCUUGGUCAGGAUCGAGCAGGGAAAACCAGUUUGAAAAAUUGUCUCAUUGGUCUACCAUUCAAUCCAAAUGAACAAAGUACUGAAGGAAUUGAAGUUGAUCUGUCAAUCUUUCAAGUGGGUGUGAACGAAGGUAAGAAUUGGCAAGCCACUGAUGAGAGCAAACAAGGGUUUUUGGGAUGUUCCAAAGAUGUGGCACAGAUGUUGGUGGAAAAGCUGUGUAUUCCAGCCAGCCAUGAUUGGGUUGAAGAAGAGGAGGAACGUAAAGAAAAACGUGAACUUGAAAAUGAUGAUUACAGGAAAGAAAAACAGCAUGGUGAUAGUGAUGGCAAAAAGGACAGUCGUGGCUUAUUUGUGAACCAGGUUUGCAAAUCUACAUUUAACUCCUCACAUUUUAUGAAUAAUACUAAUAUCACAUCUCACUAACUUUACAUGUAUGAAGCAGGUUGACCUUAUGGUGUAUUUCAACAUGUAAUACAGUAAACACCCGCGAUCAAAAACCUAAGAUAAUAAAUUGUUGAUUACCAAGAAAAUAAAUAUAAACUUGGGUUUGGGCCUUAAAAAUACAGUAUUUAUUCACAAUUUUUUAUUACUGUAACCCUAACAAACUGAUUACCGAAUUUAUAUACAGUUUGGUACAGUAUGAUCUUGUUAUACUGAAAUUUUUACAAUCUCAAAGUUGCACUCCUUAGUUAAAUUGUUGAUCAUAAUAAAUUUAACUGUAACCCACAUAUAAGAACCUGCUUGAUCUUGUUUGACUAAACGGGUUCUUGUAUUUUUGGGUAUUUAAGUGGCAAAUUUUUGCCGGGAGGUUCUUAAUCCGCUGGGUUCAUAAUUAUUCGCGGGUGUUUACUGUACUACACAGCCAAUUUCUCAGUGUCAGCAUUGAGAAAAGGUGUUCCUACUGAUAUGAUGUGAGUUAAUAAAUUACUUUCGUAUAGCUAAUUUAAUGCAUUGUCCUUUCAACAGGUAGUCUCUGAUAACUUAGUAUCUGAUUUGUGACUGAAAUCUCUGUAACAUGCCAAGUUAAAUUCUCGGCCAGGCUCGGCGAAAAGAACGGCUGAGCCUAAUUGAUUCGGACGCUGAACUUUUCAUGUACUUAAUUCAUUAGGUUCGGCUCACGAAAAGUUCGGCGUCUGAACCGGGCCUAAGGAACAUGUGACUUUAGAUACAUAUUUCUUCCAAUUCACAAACUGAAACAGCUCUUGAAAGGUAAAGCAUGUCGGUACGAUGCAUUUACAGUUAGAUGCAACAACACUGGUCACCCUAACAAAGGGAAAAGCAUGCUUAAAAUCCUGUUUUCAAUUGUCUGAGUUAGAGUGAUUUUGGUAUGACCUUGAAAAAUGGUUUCGGUCAGUGUUCGCUAUUUGUUUCAUCAGCCAAUGGAUGAAAAGAUCAAAACGUACUCUUCGUUUUCCCGCCAAAGAAAACCCUCAUAUGGAGAAGGCAUUGUUCGAUUAGCCAAUCGUGUUGCAGUAUGACGUCAAAGCGAAGUAUCGAUUGAUUUCUAGAAAGUUCUUCGGGCAUUGAGUUUUUUCAGCCGAGCGUUCGCUUAACCAACCAAAAGCCACGCGCGUUUGUAUCCGUUCGAUAAACCAAUCAAAUCGCUCCGUUGGUUUUUUUUUCUAUUUUGUUCGCGCGUUUUCAUUUCAAGGUCAUACGAAAAUCGCUCAAAACCUUAAUUAUGACGUCUCGUAUGAUCCUGUCAAUUUCUUGGUUAGUGGAACAGGUGUGCCAAUGAAAUUUAGACUCAAUUUUUUUGAAAAAAUCCCCUUUUGUUCCAAAUGCAAAUUAUUUUCGAAGAAGGUCUUGUAGUAAUGUCCUCUUUCAAUUGAAAUAAUAACACUUUUUCAGUUUUAUCACAAAUUUUGUUAAGUUACCGCAUUUAUUAGAUUAAACACCACCCUCAAAUAAACGCCGCCCUCGAUUAAACGGCGCAGAUGGAAGCAAAACUACCAAUAAAUGCCACCCAGGAAUAAACGCUGCACCUCAUCAAGAAGACUGCGGCGUUUACUCGAGGAUAAUAAGAAAAAACUUGGUACAACUUGGCAAUUUACACCAUCCAGACAUUUACGAUUCUAUCGCAGCAAAAUAAGCCUGAGACAUUGGAAUCUUUCAAUUACAUAAUAUUUACAAACGAAUUACAAUAACUGUUGUCAGUGAUUUUAAAAAAGUGAUUUCGAAAUAAACGUCGCCCUCGAAUAAACGCCGCAUCGGAAACGCUAAAAAGUUAAUAAACGCCGCGGCAUUUAAUCGAAUAAAUAUGGUACGUUUAAAUGUAAUUGGUAACAGAACUUUGUGCCGUCCAAUUCGGUCUGUAAUCAUACUCUUGAUUAAACAGAUUGGACUUCUGCCUGCAGUCAUCUUAUUUUGUUAUUCGCUCGUAUUGUGACAGACUGAAUUGGACUCCAUUCAAUCCUAUUACCAUUAUAAACGACUCUAGCAUUUCCCUGGCUAUAUGUGAUACGUUGGGAUCCUGAUUUUUCGAACCACCCAGGGAAAAGCAAAUUGGUUUAAAUUAUUGCGAGCUUUGAAAAUCAGAGAUAAAAUUACAGUGUAUUGUGAAACAACCUUAACCAUGAUAAAGAGCAAGCAAGAGUUUUAUUUUACUUUUAUUUUGACCUUUACAUGUACAAGUAGGAUACCUUAGGCAUAUAAAGCAAACACAAAAUAUUUACAGAUAUGUUGAAUUGUAACCUGCUUGAUAUAAAUUGAGCUGGUGCCAUUCAAUGAGCUGUCAUCAUUUAACCUCUUAUUAAUUCAGUUUCAGUGUUUUUGGUGUUUUAAUAGUCAUGCUUUCCAAUUCCCCAAUGUGCAUGCCUCGAUGUUUGAACUAAAAAAGGGUUCUUUUCUCAUUUACUGAUUGGGGUGAAUUCUCUUUCAGAACUCACCAUCAACAGCUAAUUUCUGUUCUUUUUACCUGGCACUCUGUUUCAGGUUGAUGAUUCAAAAACACUUGGUUUUAGUGAGCUUACAUCAUCAUUAUCUGAUCGAGAAUUAAUGGCUGAUUCUAAUUCACCUCCAGAUGAGAUCACAGAGCAAGCUGUUGAGUUGAUAAAGUAUAUGGAAGGUGGAAAAAGUGGUAGUGAAAAAUCUGUUAGCAGUAUUGAACUGUGGGAUUUUGCUGGUCAGCAGCUCUAUUACGCAUCUCAUCCUGUAUUUUUAACAUCACGUGCGAUAUAUAUCUUGGUGUGCAACCUCAGCAAGUCACUGCAUGACAUUGCCCAACCCUGCGUGAGACAAGGAAAUCAUGAUUUUAUGUUGGAAAACCCAACCGGGGAAACGAACCUGGAGAAUCUGCUAUCUUGGCUGUCCACAGUGCAUAGCAUCACACAGAUGAGAGGAGAGACUUGUGACGAUGCAGAAGGAAAGCUGCCUCAUCUUCGGCCACCAGUGAUCAUUGUAGGCACCCACGCAGACAAACCAUUUGAAGACAUUGCAACAAUGAAAUCAGAAAUACAGAGGGCAAUUGCUGGUAAGGACUAUGAAGGACAUGUGGUGCGGCCUAUCUUUAGCAUUGACAACACUGCAAGAUCACUUCAAAGAAAGAUCAAAAAGGUUUUCAGACAAGAUAAACACAUUGAUCACAUUCAAGCUCUACAGGACAGAAUCAUGGAAGUGCUAAAACAGGAGCCAUACAUGGGGGAGAGUAUACCUGUGAGGUAAGUGGUUAUAUACCAGGGCCCGGUUUCUCGCACAAUGGUUAAGUUUAACCCAGGAUUAAGCCAAAUUUUUAAAUACGGUUUUCUUGUCCAACAACAUUCAAGCUUACAAAAUACUGUUGAGCCUUUACUCUGAGAUAGAGUAAUAAUGAUACAAAAUAUUAAAAGACAAUUCGAGUCUUUUGAAUGAGAAUUUCUGGUGGAAGAAUUUGGGAUUUGAGGCCUUUGUUUCAGACCCAAUAGGUUAAUUCUGCCUUCAGUUGAAACGUUUUUUUUAGGGUUUUGAGACUGGUUUGAAACUGUUGGUCACUUUUUAAUCUCGAAAUUUUGCUUUCUGCACAUGCCCGAGAUUAAGAAGCUGAUAUUUUGCAUCUUGAAUAGAAGGCCGCAAAGCUCUCGACCUAUAAACAGCAUUUUGGGUAGUUUUGGUUCUUUAUAGUCAGAAAGUGACCGGAAAUCGGCUUGACUAGCUUCAAACGGCAUUUUCGGAGAAAUUCCCAGGAGCGAAAGAGUCAGAGAACUUACUAUUAACUUUGGUGACUGAGACACUGCUCCUUUAAUACAGAAUUGACUGUGCGGUGCUUUAAACAGUGACCUCUUAAUGUAGGACUAUCUUGGCGAUGAGUCAAUGAUGUGAAGUUUACCCUUCUGUUUUGGAAUGUGUGCAUGCUUUUGCACAAAUAGUCAGAGCAGGUGCUUUUCUUAGUGACAUCUAUACACUAUUACUUGCAUUCCUUUUUUACAAACUAGGUGGCUCAACUUUGAGAAGGUCAUCGAUGCUUUGCAAUCCAAGGACGUUUAUCAUUUAAAUAUAACGGAACUUCAAACCUAUGCCAAAGAUAAGUGCUUUAUUAAUGACGAGGAAGAGUUCACCACCAUGGUGAAUUUUUAUCAUGACAUGGGGAUAAUAAUCAAGCACUGCAGCACAGUCAUUCUGAGUGCCAAGUGGCUGAUAGAUCUGUUCAGGCAGCUCAUCACUAUUCCACAUUUUGAUAAAAUGGUAAGAAAAACGUUUAUUGAAUAUAAACACCAGUGAAAUACCAGGUGAGCUUUGAUACGAAAACAUGAUGUCUUCACAUGUGAAAAGAUCACUGUUGCUAUGGCUACAUAAUAAACCGCACCUUUCAAAGCAAAAAAAUAUAUAUUUAAGUGAAGUGGUUUGUUAUUCAUUGGUGUUUGUAUUAAUUUAACAAUAGAAAACGUUUUCCUUGUUUACCUGGCCUGAUGUAAACACGACAGGGGUUGGGAGCAUUCGAGACACCUACGCAAACCCGUAACGAAGUCGAGGGUUUCAUAACUGUCUCGAAUUCUCCCAACGCCUCUCGUGUUUAUAUCAGGCUAUGCAAACAUAGGAAAAAACUUAACUAUUGCUUUUAUAAAAUAACUUCCCCGAGAAAAACACAGAAUGAGGCAAGGCUUUCUCUAUGGGAGAGAUUAAUCAAGGGGAAAAGUGUUCUUUCCCCAACGCUGUGCUUUGCGUAAGUUUCUCGUGAUAGGUCAAAACGCGCGUGAUCAGAUUGCGUUCUAUGCAUUCCGUUCAUUCUUAGAGGAAGUCCAUACGAAUGCUGACUGCGCACGUGCCGCGCAUGCGUAAUAGCAACGUGGAGAUUAGCACUGUGGCUUCCUCUGCUCGUCCGCAAUUAGCUCUCGGCUUCCCGGAUUCAUUUGUAAACACUCUGUAAUCACUCCUCAAUUUAUUAUCUCUCAGGACCCAAAGGUUUCCAAGCACUGGGAGAAACUGAGAGAAAGCGGUGUCCUCAGCAUGGAACUCGUUGAGCAUGUGUUUUCCAAAUUUCUUCUGAAGGACUUUGUCAGAGAUGAUAUUCUAGACCUGAUGGAGCAAUUCGGUUUAAUUGCAAAGUUCUCACCCCCUAAAACUGAUGAAAAGUAUUUUGUACCAUCUCAACUCAAAGUGCCACCUGAUUCCCUUUGUGCCAUGGUACCCUCACGCUCAGACCCCUGUCCUCUAUAUGUCUUCUUUGUUACUGGUUUUGUCCCCCAUGGCUUGUUCACACGGCUUGUUUCUCGACUUGUUAGCUGGUGUUCUGAGAGCGGUCCAAGUCAGCCCCCUACCCUGUACCGAAAUGGAGCAUGGUUCGUCAUUGGGAGACGAACUGUCCAUGAUUUAGUUCUUUUCUGUAAGAAACAGUACAUAAAGUUUUUUAUCAUGCAAAGAUCCCAAGUUCUGCACGUCUCUGGAGAUAAAGAAAGUGAAGUUGCAAUUCAGGUGCGUGAGUUUGUGGGGGCAGCACUACAAUCUUUGUCACAGGAUCUGCUCUAUCUACGUGGACUGCAGUACCAGAUUUGCGUCGCCUGCCCAUAUUGUCCGCUGGAAAAGUGCACAGGUCAUAAUCAGCUGGCAUGUUCACAUGUUGACUGUCGUCAUCUCCUUGAGAUAAGACAAGGUGACCCACUUAUUUGCAAAAAGAAGCCUUCAAACAAAGUAUUAACAGUUGAGGGACUGGAAAAAUGGUUCUCACAGUCAACAAGUCAGGUACUAAUGAAAUACAAUCUCUAGCAACACUAGUGGCAUAAAAUUCACUGAAUAGUAAUAUAACCUCGAAGGGUAAUUAUGUUAAAAUUAUAUGGCACCAUAUGAUGAGGCUUUAAUCUCUAUCUGAUAAGAUUGAAGAUAAUCUUUUAUAGAAUAAUGUCCGAUGUAGUGUGACUUCAUUUGCUCUCCGACAAGGCUCUCCCUAGUGGAAGAGAAAUGGAAAAUAGGGAGGUUCACGUAUCACGAUUGUAUCUAUUGGCCUGAAGGUCUUAUUGCGGUGUGCGCCCUUUUUUUUCACUCAACAUGGUUUUGUUUUGCUACUUAAGUUAGCUUGCAUAACAGGCGCUUUAUGAGCUAAGCGAGGCGAACGCGGCAUUUUGCAAGAAUAGCCAAACGAGUGCGAAGCACGGGACGAGGGGAGGAAAAAGUAAAGCGCCUGUUACCGGUCCAUUGUUCUGGCUCUUCCCACGUUCACUACAUCAACGUUGCGUUCCAAUUGGGUAAUUGAUGACGCGUUGUUGUGGCAUGUUUGUCUGAAACAAAAUAACCGUCACGCAUUAGUGUUCUUUUGACGAUGCUGUUUGAGAAGCCUUUCGCUUAUUUCCAAGUGUUCCAGAACUAAUAUAAAAACAAAAGAAAUGUUCAAAUUUAUUGCUUUAGAGGAAAGAUGUUCAUGGAUUCCUUCCGACUAGGUAAGGCAAAAGCCUGAUUUACUAACUUUUUGAAAUUAAGUGUUGACAGGCCAAACACGACUCAUAAGCUCGUGACCUUGGAAUUUUUUUGAACAACACGUUUUCCCUCUUUCCUUUCUAGCCGCUGUGUUUGGACAUAACUUAACUUUGACCGAGCAAAUCUUCUGCCGCACUGAGUCAUACAUUAUUGAAGGUGAUUUUGCCUUCGCUGUUAUUUCCUGUGUUUUAUGCUGUUAUCGGUGUUUCUGGUAGCGAGAAAGGUGACAAUUGUUGAGUAAUGGAUCGUGUUUUGAUUGGUCCUUUUGACAUCACCGGCGUCAGUCAAUACCUGUGGGUGUAGGUGGGCUGAAAAGCCAAAACAAUUGACUGAUAACAGGCGCUUUAUUUUCCUCCUCCCCUUGUUUCGCGCAAAAUGCCGCGUUCGCCUCGCUUGGCCCAUAAAGCAGCUGUUAUGCAGGCUAUUCAUAAGUUGACCUCAUCUUUUAUUUGAUAGAAUCAGGUUCCUACAAAUGUUGAUUCAAACGUUUUCUAGGCGCCACCCUAUAUAAAAGUGCUAUUUUGAAAUAUGCAUUUUGGUUUUCUUUCAGGAAUUGCAUUCACCCUUUUCUGGUAAAACACAAAGUCAUGCACAGCCUUCAAUCUUAAAAGUUUCCCUCCUGGCUAAUGAGUGGGGUUCAUCUAAGGGUGGCUUGUCAACAGUCAACAGAACGCUUGCCAUACAUUUGGCAAAACUCCCAAACGUACAGGUCACUCUUAUUGUACCUCAAUUUGAGUGCGGUGAAGAUGACAAGAGAGCUGCCAAGGGUCACAACAUUUCCAUCAUAGAAGCACAUCGUCGCCCUGGCUUUAGUGAUCCCCUUGAUUGGUUGAGCUUUCCACCAAGAAACCUUGACAUUCAGGUCGUGAUUGGUCAUGGUGCAAAGCUGGGUAAACAAGCUCAAAUCAUCCAAGAGUCUCAUUGUUGCAAUUGGGUGCAGGUAGUUCACACCGAACCUGAAGAGCUAGCCAUGUAUAAGAACUAUCCUGGCGCAAUUACCAAGGGAGAGGGAAAGAACAGAGCUGAAGUUGAGCUGUGCCAACUUGCAGAUCUCGUUGUGGCAGUUGGGCCCAAGUUGACAGAAGCAUUCUCGUCCUACUUGCGUUCAUCUCAUCAAGAUGUAUUCCAGCUGAUGCCAGGCACCUUUAAAGAGUUUUCAGAUGUUGAGCAUGCUACUACGCGAGCAAGUGCGAAGUUCAAGGUGUUAACCUUUGGCCGUGGUGAUUUUGAAGACUUCAGUCUCAAAGGAUACGACAUUGCCGCUCAAGCAAUAGUUGAAUUGAAGGACAGUUCGUACCGUCUGAUCUUUGUUGGUGCACCUGAUGGAAAGCAGGAUGAAGUCGCGGAAAUCUUAUGCCAGACGGGCAUUUCAAGAAACCAGUUGUUUGUCAGGUCAUUCGUGAAAGACAAGCAAAGAUUAAAAGAGUUAUUUUGUGAAGUUGAUGUGGCCAUCAUGCCUUCAAGGACUGAGGGAUUUGGCUUGACAGCACUGGAAGCCAUGUCAGCCGGUCUCCCCAUUCUAGUAAGUGGAAACUCCGGAUUUGGAGAAACACUGCGUUGUCUUCCAAUGGGUAUGUCAUUUGUGAUUGAUUCGGAUGACCCCAAGGAAUGGGCAAAGGCAAUAGUAGCUAUCCAACAAAAAUCUAGGGCACAGCGGCUUGAGGAAAUCCAAAGACUUCGAAGAAGUUAUGAAGAGAGAUUCAGUUGGGAGAGACAGUGCAAAUCCCUUGUUGUCACGAUGUGGAAGAUGGUCUAUGGUAAGAAAUCAAAUUCUCACCCUAAGUAAAGUAACGAUAAUUUAAAUGAGCAAUUUUAGGAUGAGGCUGAGUAUGAUCUGAAAAAUUGUGUAGAUCGUGGAGGAUGCUGGCCGAUAUGGAUAACACCCUACGAGAUCUGCAUAAUUUUGCCCAUCAUUUGAAAUCCCAAUCCAAUUAUUGUUUUAUUAUCUAUUCAAUAUAGUUCAUACUUGAAAAACAUGCCUACCUCGAUCGAUGUUAAGUUUCUGUCUUCAACUUUUUUCCAGGGCCUCUCAGUUGCCGUCCCCUUUUCUGGCGAUAUCCUAUACUAUUGACGUCAUUUUACUGGAUAUCGCAAACGUCUUCCAAAUUUGAUCAUCGCUAGCUGAUUUUAAGGAAAUAGCCGUGGGAUUUGAGUCAUUCUCAUUAUGUUCUGUUGAAACCACCGUAAUUUAAAAUGGUCAGUUGGUUUUUCUUUGGACCCGUGUUCUAUCUCCCAUAGAACGUUUUCACUCACGUGGCGUUUUACAUGAGGUCGUGUGAAAACGCUAUAUUAAACUGACGUGAAAUAACCUUUCGCAUUUUGGAUUUUUUCUCUUUAUCAUUUGCAGGUGAACUGGUUUUCCUUGCACUUCAAAAAAUCAAGCUGGAAGCGCGUAGAGAGGCCAGCAAAACUGAGCUGUCGUUGAAUUUAAAGAGGAUUGCUUUGGAGAAAGGUUUUGUGAUUUCUGACAAUCAAGGGGAUGGAAACUGCAUGUUUUUUGCACUGUCAGAACAGCUUGAGCACAUCAAAGGAAUUAAAAUCUCCCAUGAUGAGUUACGCCGAACUGUUGUCCAGUACCUCAAGGACAACCCCAGGCUGGUUAGUGUCCUGUUUUAGUGCCUUAAAAUUAUUUAUCUCAGACUAGCAACUUAAACUGACCGAAGCAGAGAAGGGUCCAAGCAUAAAUGGAAACGGACGGGGGAGCAUUUCCUUUUUUCGCCUCGGUCGUUAAGCUUCUUUUGCUUACGUUUGAAGAACCAGACCUGUGACUUGACUGAAAUAGAACUUUGCCACCACGGUAGCUUUUUUCCUGCUCACUUCUCAUUUGCGUUAUCCGCACUAUCUGAACGCUUAUAGAGGCUAACGGACAGAUAGAGUUGGUCUUCAUCGUUCUUUCUUCAUUUUGUUUGAAACUUUAUAAGGCGGACACUUAUUUACUACUAACGGUGUCUGUGGCCCAGGGGAGUACUCCCUAUAAUGGCCUAUACGGGGAGGCUCCGCACAAAAGGGGUACCUUUUUCAGGCUUCAGGUUUAUGAAAGGGUAGGGACUUUAUUGGUUGAAGUAUAUAAAAGGGUAGGGAAAUCUGUCAUUUCGGUCUGUAAAAGGACUAAAAAGGGCUAACAGACGCAUUUUAUGGAUGUAAAAGAAACAAGAAAACUUCCUGGUUUACUGAUUUAUUCAUAAAAAAAGACGCUGCAUUUACAGCAGUUAAAAGGGAUGCAAAGUUCUAAACAAGGUGUGUAUGUGAAAGGGGUAACAUUUGUCAACAGAAGGUAUACGAAAGGGGUACCUUUUCUGUCAACUAUUGCACAUAUAUUACAACCUUACAAUAUAUGUGUUGCACACAAAUCGAUAACCACUUUACGACGACUGCUUACUAAUGUCAAGGACAAAGACAAACCGGAGGACAAACAGGGAGCAGUAUACAAGAUCAAAGGCUUCUUACAUUGGUGAAACCGGAAGAAACCUUAGCACGCGACUGACCUAACACAAACGAGCGGCGAGGAAUGGUGACGUCAACAAUCACAUUGCUACGCACCAUUUACAGACGAAACAUCGAAUUGAUUAGGACUCUGCGACAUGUAUAACGUAUUCUACAGACUACUUUCAAAGUCUUACUUUAGACAGCUGGUUUACUAACUUAGAAAAAACGCCACUGAAUCGUAGCCAACAGUUAACAGCGCCGUACAAACGACUUAUUGACGACUGUGACAAUAGACGGAUCGAAACGCACCAAUUACUAAUUACGAGUCUUCAUAGCCAAUAACAUCACGGCUUAACUGACAGACGACCAACAACAUCGCGACGUAAUUGACCAAUCAGAUCAAUAACCAGAGUAUAAUACCAUCAACUAACGUGAUAAACUCACUUUGACUCUAAAGAUGACUACCGCACAGGUUGUCGAUACGUCAGUCACUGUCAACAACAACAGUCCUAUUCAGGAGUACGUUCACCUGGACGAUCAAACUCAACCCUACUUUUGAAAUGACUCCUGGGUUCAAACCUUUCACAAUUUUCACAAUGGUAUAUAAAAGGGUAAGGGGUUGGACGUCGGGGCAGACGGAGCUUCCCCAUAUAAAAUUGUUGAGUACCCCCCCCCCCCACCUCCCCUUCGGGGGUCUGUGGUGGAGAGAGCUAACUGCGUGGUUUCCUGAAUAAGAACCGUCUAGAAAUGCGCUUUGUCGUCUCUCUAGUAACUACAGCAUUCGUUCUCUUACAGCCGGAUGGGACAGAUCUCUUCCACUUUGUUGAUGGAUUUUCAUCUUGGAACGCUUACCUCACAAGCAUGAUGGUAGAUGGUACAUGGGGUGAUCACGUGAUUCUGCAUGGUGCUGCGAACUGCUUUGAAAGAUGCAUUCACGUGAUAAGCAGUCUGCCGCAUCACGAUGACGUAAUGAUUUGCCCUGAGUAUGAUGUUACUAGUAACAAUCGGCUUGUGCUGGGUCUUGUGCAUGAGCUUCACUAUGUCAGUCUUUUUCCACUUGAAGGAUGCUAA
Porites evermanni is the source of this 13900-nucleotide messenger RNA. Lineage: Eukaryota; Metazoa; Cnidaria; Anthozoa; Scleractinia; Poritidae. The record is from the annotation of a GenBank genome assembly.